This is a messenger RNA of Syngnathoides biaculeatus (alligator pipefish), 2559 nucleotides long. RefSeq names its product N-terminal EF-hand calcium-binding protein 1-like. Lineage: Eukaryota; Metazoa; Chordata; Actinopteri; Syngnathiformes; Syngnathidae. The transcript is spliced from 12 exons. Gene Ontology annotation, molecular function: calcium ion binding. The record is from RefSeq and is a predicted model, not a curated record. Gene Ontology annotation, biological process: regulation of amyloid precursor protein biosynthetic process. Gene Ontology annotation, cellular component: cytoplasm; endoplasmic reticulum; Golgi cis cisterna. Bases 151 to 1239 code for a protein of 362 amino acids.
UCGACACUCAUUCUCCCUCCGUCCAUCUCAACGUGACAGCGGAUCUCCAUUCAGCCAACUCAGCGUCCACCGACCCAUCCAUUCAUCCAACCAUCCAUUCAUCCAUCCAUCCUGAGCAAGGUGCACCAAAGCGCUUGAGUGUGAUUGAGGAUGCUGGCGUGUACGGAGAUGAUCACGAUGUGUCUGCAGUCAGCCAAGCUGCAACACCUCAGCAAACAGCAGCAGCAACCGGAUUGUGAUUACAACCACAACCGCACCGCAUCCCUUUUCCACGAUAUAUUUCGUCGGGCGGAUAAAAACGAUGAUGGGAAGCUGUCCUUGGAGGAGUUCCAGUCAUACUUCAGUGACGGGGUCCUUACGGACGAGCAGAUGCAGGAGCUCUAUCGCUCCAUCGACAGGCAGAACACGGACAACAUGGACAUUGAGAAGCUCUCAGAGUACUUCAGUCCACAUAUGGGGGAGUAUGUCAAUGUGCUGUCUGCGCUUGAGAAGCUAAAUGUUGCCAUUUUAAAGGCAAUGGAUAAAACGAAGGAGGAGUAUCAGGGUUCCUCUGUGCUGGGUCAGUUUGUGACACGCUUCCUGCUCAGAGAGACCUCCACCCAGCUGCAGUCCCUGCAGUCGUCACUAGACUGCGCUAUGGAUGCUGUCCACGACCAAGGCUGCAUCGGCAAGCGCUCAGUGAGAAAGCCGGAAAACCUGCCCAUCCAGAGGGUGACCAAACGUCCCGGCCGACGCAUCCAGAAAAACAUGUGUCUGUCCCCUACGGACCCGUACUCUGGCAUGCUGACCACAGGGGUCAGCGUGGAGUCAGAUUACCACUGGGGCUCGCAGGUUGACCAAUUGGAGCAGCUCAUAGACAAGCUGGAGUGUGAGAGUCCACAACUUGAACCUCUCAAAGAAGACACACUGGCAGGGACGUACAAAUCGAACAUUCUCCUGGUCCAAAGACAGAUGUCAGUGAAGGAGUGUGAUGUGGAACGUUUCCAGCAUGCUCUAAAGAUCUACACCGAGGCCAGCAGCGGACAGCAAAACAACCUGCACAUUUCAGUCCAGAACCUGCCUGACAGAUCGUGCUUCAUCAUGUAUGAAUUUUGGCAGGAUCGUCUCUCCUGGAUGAGUUUCCUGCAGUCGUCCAUCAGUAAGACAUUCCAGCGCUGCAUUAUAGACGCGCUGGAGGAGCAAGAGAUGGUCUCCACCAUGCUCCUCCCAGCUUCCUGGUGGAUUAUGAACAACAAUUGACAGUGCAACGCUUCUUCAGAUCAACCGGAAUGAGAAAAGGACAUUGUUGUGGUUGUUUGUUGUUGCUCCCUUCUGUAAAUUCUGAUAUUCCUUAGCAGCCAGAAGAGAUGUGUGUCAAGGUACAAAUAUAAAGAAUAAAAGUUGAAUAGAUUGUAAUGCAAUAUUUUAUGCAGCGCUCAGUAUCUGAUAUUGAUGUUGAUCUAGUACUUUUCUUACUGAAAUUGAAAAGGGAAAAAAAAGUUGCAUGAUUUCUUCUACCUGUCAUUCUUACAUUUUAGACAGAUACAAUGUCAAUGCAGGUAAAGCAGCGCAUUUGUUAUUUUUUUUUGCCCAAUGCAGACAGCAACAGAGAGUAACUAACAUGUUAGCUUUAUUUUCCUUUUUGUUCUCUUUGUGAUGUUGUGCGCUUUCAUCUCCUGAACUAGGUCUCAUCUUUCUCCCCGUGGAUGAAAACAUUCUUAGGUCUGGACUCAAUACAUAGACGGUCUACUUUAGACAAUAUAAAAUGGUCCACCUUUAAAAUUGUGUGUCACUCUUGCACUUUAGUAAACCUGUGACUGCUGGAAAAAAUACAUUUACUGUAGACUGUAAAUGUAUGUUGAACAACAGUUUCACUUAAAGCAGAAUAUCAACAGCGUGACCAAAUUGUUCGGACAUCGAGUGUCCGUAUUUUACUUUUGGAAGCUGUAACCAUGCAGACGGGAAAUUCACACAGUGUUUAUAUGUUUUGGAGCAAGACGUUUCUGUGUGACGUCGCUGCUGCACGAAUGUCCAACACGUAGACUCGUCACAUGUAAGUAGUAUAGUUGAAGAUACAGUAAAUCCAUGUACAGUGUGAUGGUUACGCGUUAAAUGUGACGAACAAGCGUGCUCACGGUCCAUGCAUGAUGUACUGUAUAAGUCAUAGAAAGGCAAGUAACGCAUGGACCGUUGUUCACUCACAUCUCCCCCCGCUGACCGACCCCCCCCCCCCUAGCAAUAAUGUGAAGUUGCAAUGUGUUAUGUGUUGUAUAUGUUUCCUAGCAUCCAAUAAAAAUGACGUACUUAAUUUAUUAUUUUCUUAAAUGUGGGACUGCUAAUAGAUUUUUCCGUCAUGUUAUAAAAAGAACUGGAUGUAGUGAGACAUAAAAAUUAUUAAAUAUAAACAGUAGCCAUGUGGUGACUUCUGAAUAAGUGACCUCGACUUCACAUUUUAUUUUUACAGGAAGAUACAGCAAUAUAAAAAAUACUCUGCAUAGAUGCUGCAUGAAUAAAAAUUACUCAUUGAAACAAGACCAAUGUGAUUAAAUUCAAGGUUUAUGUUCCUAUUCUUUUAUUUUC